AUGGUCCGUCUUCUCACCACCGUUGCCGUCCUCCUCAGUAUCGCCAUGGGCGCACAAGCCGCAGCCUUCUGCCAAUGUCUCUAUUCUGACGGUUCUCACUGCUGCGUUGAUGAAAACACCCCAGCAGGGUGCACGACCACUUGUGAGAAUGCGCGUGCUCUCUUCGCAGACAAGCCUUGUAAUGCGGGAGGCAAGUUCUCCAACGUCAGCCCAUGGAACGCCCAGUUCAGAACUGCUUGCGCUUGA
This is a messenger RNA of Fusarium coffeatum, 246 nucleotides long. RefSeq lists its product as uncharacterized. The coding region runs from base 1 to 246 and encodes 81 amino acids. The record is from RefSeq and is a predicted model, not a curated record. The transcript has 2 exons. Lineage: Eukaryota; Fungi; Ascomycota; Sordariomycetes; Hypocreales; Nectriaceae.